Messenger RNA from Trichophyton rubrum CBS 118892, 1254 nucleotides. RefSeq lists its product as uncharacterized. The coding region runs from base 1 to 1254 and encodes 417 amino acids. The record is from RefSeq and is a predicted model, not a curated record. Lineage: Eukaryota; Fungi; Ascomycota; Eurotiomycetes; Onygenales; Arthrodermataceae. The transcript has 4 exons.
AUGGAUUCAAAUUGGGAUAUCGGCCAAGGGUCAUCCAGUGAUGAUAAAGGACCUAUGGUCCUCGGUGCCGCAUGGCUUUCCUUCGUUAUAGCGACGUUGGUGGUUGCAGUGCGGGUUUGGUUGCGCACUUGCCUUACAAAACUUUUCGGAUGGGACGAUGCCUUUAUGUUCCCGGCACUGAUUUUCGGAUGCGCACAUUCAGCUCUCGUCAACGCCUCUGUUGAUAACGGACUGGGCACUCACCAGGCUGACCUCACGAAAAGCCAAGUUAUACAACUAACCAAAUAUUUCUGGCUUUCAGGGCCUAUGCAUGAUUUGGCCGUGAACUGGGGAAAGGUGUCUGCUGCGUUGUUGCUCUUGCGUGUCGUGGACAAAGCAAAAAGUCACGCCCUUUACUUCUACCUCGGGAUAACUUUCCUCACGCUUGUCAACACCACGGACGUAUUCAUUAUAUUAGGCCAGUGCAGGCCUACAGAAGCAGCAUGGAAUCCACUCAUUCGAGGUAAAUGCUGGGAAAAGAGCAUUGUGAAGACCUCAGCCUACUUUCAAAGCGCAUGUUGUUGUUUAUCUGAUCUUAUCCUGUCAGGAUAUCCUGUAAUUGUGAUAUCCAAACUCCGAAUGCCUCUUCGCACUAAAAUCACACUUUCGUUAAUCCUUUCGCUGAGUUUAAUUGCCUUUGUUGCACCUGUUAUGAAGGCUUAUUAUAUCUACCGCAUUGGUAGUGACUCAGACUAUUCCUGGAAGAUGGCCGACCUGGCUAUGUGGGGAUCCUUAAAGCACUAUCUGGUCAUAGUCACGGCCUCGAUACCCGCCCUCGGACCUCUAGGCAAACACCUCACACGCAUAGCAUCCUCAAAAGGGUUCGGAUGGUUCUCAUACGGAGAAAAAUCUCGCUCAUCUUCAUAUGCAACGAAGACAAAAUCGCUAACGACAGUCACCGUCAGCUCUGGUCCCAGCAAGAAAUUUUUUAGUGAGGAUUACAGCGUAUCGACUAUGACUGGCGAUGAUAGCUACCCGAUGUCCAAAUACAGCAACGCAUCCAAACAUAGCGCCGGCCGCAAAAAACACAAGCAUAAGCGAAAACAACAAAGUGAAGUAGCGAGCAGUCAGGAGGCCAUCGUCCAGCCCCCUGAGCAGAACACGGAUGAGAUCACGAAAGUGACAGAAGUCUGUAUACAGACGGAGUCAAAGGAAAACAUUGCAGAGUACUGGGAACAGAGGAUCAAGCCUUGGGAGGCUAGGUCCCCUGUUUAA